AGGCAGGGGAGGUUUUCUCCGCUGCUUCUGACCGGACCGCCGCUACUGCCCGUCUCACUCGCAGCGGCAGUGGGAGCAGGCAGCCCCUUUCGCCUUUGUUCGCUGGCCUGAAGUCACCAAGGAAAGUACAAAGCUGCUUCCAUGAAAUAGCACACUUUCUGAAAAAUGAUCAUCUGUACGAGUAAAAUGGAGUACCCCCUUAGAGCUCAGUGCCAGCGACUCCAAAAACAGGUGAUGGUUAAUGGUGAGAAGGAGCGGGUGUCACUGCUCUUCAUGAAGCUGGCCAGUAGGGGCAGUGUGGACACUGUGGCUCAGCAGAUGGCCGCACACCCAGAGUAUCUGGAGAGCUUCUUGCGCACACAGCACUACAUCCUGCACAUGGAUGGCCCCCUGCCACUGCCCUACCGACAUUACAUCGCCAUCAUGGCAGCAGCUCGACAUCACUGUAACUACCUGGUGCACCUGCACUCAGCCCAGUUCCUUAGGGUCGGAGGAGACCCUCUGUGGCUGCAGGACCUACAGGCUGCUCCUGCUCGGCUGCGUCUUCUCGAUCAGAUCAACAAAGUCCUGGCCCACCAACCGUGGCUUACAUCCUGUGCACACAUCCAGGCACUACUGAAGUCCGGUGAGCAGUGCUGGUCUCUGGCUGAGUUGGUGCAGGCUGUUGUUAUCCUGGCCCACUGCCAUUCACUUUGUUGCUUUGUGUUUGGGUCUGAUGCCGAGUCAAACUGUGCCUCAUUCGCCAAAUCUCCCAGUGGUACUUCGCCAAAGUACUGCCCUUUUGACGCUGCCAACGGCAACACCAAUGUGCCUCCAUCUCUGACCCCGCCCCCUGACCUCAUAACACACCGGAGGUCUUUAGACUCCAGUGGUGACAUGACAGGUUUAAAGGAGAGGAUUCAGAAGUCUCAGGAGGAGUGUGAGAAGAGAGAGGAGCGGCUGAUGCAAACACAGGCACUCCAACAAACUGACCUGGAAGAAGAGGAGGAGGUGAUCUGCUUCACAGACUUGUCCCGUUUUAUCACAGAUCCUGAAUUCUGCUAUCAGGAAUUUGCCCGGCGGGACGACCACUUUCAAGUCUUCAGAGUUCAGGACUAUUCGUGGGAAGACCAUGGCUUCUCAUUAGUUAAUCGGCUAUAUUCAGACAUUGGGCACCUUUUGGAUGAUCGAUUUCGAAGUGUGGCCACUCUUCCCUCUUUACACAGUCAUGACCUGAAAAGGGCAAUCUGGAACUACACGCAUUGUGUUUUAGGAAUACGGUAUGACGAUUAUGAUUAUGGAGAGAUGAACCAUCUUUUGGAGCGAGACUUCAAGUUCUACAUCAAAGCAGUGGCUUGUUUUCCAGACACCACCAAGACAUCAGUGUGCCUGCUCAGUUGGACCUCACUAAAACCUUCAGAACGGAUACACGUGAACUUGUUAAUCAUGGAGGCGCGGCUGCAGGCGGAGCUCCUGUACAGCCUGCGGGCCAUCACCCAGUACAUGAUACUAUGAGGGAGACAAGUCUCUACUCCAGCGGUACGGACACCCAACUGGGGCACUUGGGUGUACUUGGGCCUACAUGGGACAACAGCAGCACUUUUGGGGAGACAUGGCUUCAUGAAUGUUGCUCUUUUUUAUUUAAACUAUAGUGUGCCACAACUGUCUGCUAAUACCUGUUGUGCUGUCAGACAUCUGGGCAUGAACAAAUGUGCAAUUCUAACUAGUUCUAUAUUUUGUUUUUAUUUUCAUGUAGCAAUGGCCAAUAGUCAUUUUUAAAUGACUAUAACUGAUGUUUGAGUCUAAAAUAUCUUUUUCUAUCAUUUGAAUGUCAACGGGAGUUAAGUGGAGUUCAUUUUCGACAAUCCUCGUCCAUGUUUUGGUGAGGGACUGAGUCACGUAUUGGACUGUUGUCAAAGACAUAUGUUUUACCUGAUUUACCAAGACAUUGUAAUAAUUCAGAACAGAGCUUAUGACAUCACUAUAGUUACUUUUAUUUAAAAGCACUUUUUAACUUUAUUUAUAUUAAAAAGAAGCUUACGUUGAAGGUUUCACACUCCAAUCCAAACAAAUGACUUAAACAUCUGACAACAUUUGAUCUAACGCUAAUUUCUUUUUCUGAAAAAGACAUAUUAAUGGUCCAGUUAUUAGAAUAGGCUAAUGUACUAGGUCAAAAAUCAAAACAAGAAACUCCUAGUAAUCGAAAAGGAUAGGAAAAAACGGUCAAGUGAUUGAUUAUUGAGAAUCAUUUGUAAAUUAGAUUUUGCAAAGUAAAUCAUACUGUUAUCAGUUAAAAAAACAAACAAAAAGUGCAAUGUUUCUUUCAUACAUUUUUGUUUUUUGCAUGUUUGUUGGCUUGCCAACUGGCUAGCCAACACUGUGUGAACAGCUGUUAAGGCAUUAGAAGGCCAGAUGUAGAUACAUAUCGAUAAAUGUGAUAAAUCCAAGUGCCUUCAGGUCAAAAUUGGGGUGUUUCUGAAACAAAGAUUAGACUGACUUUGGGCCUAUAACAGAAUCACUUCCACUGAAAAAUUGCAGCAACGUCAGCACCAGUACCAGCUGUGUACAAAUAUGCUUUCAAAUUCAAGAGCCUUGGACACACGUGGAUGUAAGUGUUCAUCUUUACAAAAAAAAAAACAUAAUAAAAAAUGAAGUUUUAGCUCAGAAGACAAUUGUAAAAGACAAAAAACACUUGAAAAUGUGAAGAAGUGAUGUUUUUUCUAUAAAGAUAUUCUAUUAAAGUACU
This is a messenger RNA of Periophthalmus magnuspinnatus, 2725 nucleotides long. RefSeq names its product sestrin 4 (gene sesn4). Gene Ontology annotation, molecular function: oxidoreductase activity, acting on peroxide as acceptor; L-leucine binding. NCBI's taxonomy places the organism in Eukaryota, Metazoa, Chordata, Actinopteri, Gobiiformes, Gobiidae. The record is from RefSeq and is a predicted model, not a curated record. The coding region runs from base 166 to 1494 and encodes 442 amino acids. Gene Ontology annotation, cellular component: nucleus. The transcript has 9 exons. Gene Ontology annotation, biological process: cellular response to leucine starvation; negative regulation of TORC1 signaling; cellular response to L-leucine.